Molecule: messenger RNA, 2283 nt
Organism: Siniperca chuatsi (mandarin fish)
Lineage: Eukaryota; Metazoa; Chordata; Actinopteri; Centrarchiformes; Sinipercidae
Product: thrombomodulin-like
Exons: 1
Coding region: 333-2000 (555 amino acids)
Biological process (GO): cell migration
Cellular component (GO): extracellular matrix; membrane; external side of plasma membrane
Molecular function (GO): extracellular matrix protein binding; transmembrane signaling receptor activity; extracellular matrix binding
Source: RefSeq, a predicted model, not a curated record
UUUGGACUGACAUUUUGUGCAGCGUGGAGUUGGGAGGGGCUACUGCAAAUAGGGGGCGUUGGGCAGAGUCCCCCUUGCGUGCGUGCGGCUUCGGUGCGUACAUGCGUAAAAGCCGUGCGUAAUUGGGGAUGUGGUCCGCAGUGCCGAGGAAAAAGUUUGUGAAAGGAAAGUUGCCGGGCUGCAUGCUGAAUGAGAGCGACUUCCUUCCUCCGUCGGGGCACUAACAUGGAGUUGAGGGGUUAUAAAUGCGAGAAAAAUAUUUUCUCAAACAAACAAGCCAAUAGACUGCUUGAACGCGCUAGAACUUAAACGGACACAACCGAGGUUCAAACAUGAAGGAGGUUAUAGGACUGUUUGUCGUCGUGUUGACUUCCCUGAUGGGAAGAGCCGACGGGAUAGAGCCGAAUAGCGGAUACUGCAUCGGGAACCAGUGUUUCACUGUGUUCCAAGAUCCCAGCGAUUUCACGACUGCGCAGAAUCAAUGCAAAGAUCAAGGUGGCCACUUAAUGACAAUUCGCUCGUCUGUAUCCCAUGAUAUUCUUUUAAUCUUGUUGGGGAACUUUACGUUGCGGUUCUGGAUCGGUUUGCAUCUACCGACCGGCUGUCCAGACGCAGCUGCUGAUCUGAAAGGUUUCCAGUGGGUGACCAAAGACAGCGAAAGUGACUUCUUCAACUGGGCGCCAAGUUUUGACAGCAGCUGUUCUUCUCAUCGCUGCGUCUCAGUUUCCAAGAAUGACGAGUUUAAAUGGAUCCAGGAACCGUGCGGCGAGCGUGCGGCCGGGUUUCUCUGUGAGUACAGCUUCAGUGAGCCGUGUAAACGUCUAGCGGUUUCAGAUGGCGAGUCUGUCACCUACUGGACCACCUUGGGGUUUGGGGGCGAGGAUGUGCUGUCUUUGCCACCUGGAAGCAUCGCUCUCCGGAGGCCAGCUGAGACUAAAUACGUCUGCUUGUCCGAACAGUGGCAGCAGGCGCCCUGGAGCUGCGACAUACAAAAAGGUGGGUGUGAUUACAAAUGUGCAGUGGACCCCAAACAGGGGCCCUCCUGCUACUGCCCGCCGGGACAAGCCGUCAACCCUGCAAAUAAAGUCACCUGCGUUGUGGCCACAGAAGACCCGUGCCUGCCCCUACGCUGCGCGCACGCGUGCAACAAGAGCGGCGACUCCUACAAGUGCGUGUGUGACCACGGCUUUAAGCUGGCGCAGGACGGCAGGUCGUGCCUGGCCCUCAACGACUGCAUGGACAAGCGCCAAUGUCCCAGGGAGAACUUCGUGUGCGUCAACACCGUCGGCGGGUUUCAGUGCGUUUGCAAGGAUGGAUACACGAUGUUCGGCGGCAUGUGUGUAGACGAGGACGAGUGCAUGUCCGCCCCAUGUGAGCACAUAUGUGACAACACUGCUGGUAGCUACAAGUGCUCUUGUUAUGAGGGAUAUAAAGAGGACCCGAAGUCGCCGAAUAAGUGUACACUCUACUGCGGGGAAGAGGAAUGCGUCGCCGAGUGCGACCCAAAUGACAGUUUCCAGUGCUACUGCCCUGAGGGUUAUGUAUCAGAGGAGAGGGAACACGGUACGUUUUGCAUUGACUUUGACGAGUGCUCUUCCGAUUAUUGUGAUCAGAAUUGUCAAAACACAUUCGGCAGCUAUGUGUGCACAUGCUCUCCAGGAUAUACACUAGUUGGCCAAUUCACGUGCGUAAAAAACGAGGACGGUACGGUCACAGAGGGGACCGGAGCGGCCACGACUCCAAACAUCCCCACAACACCACCUGUGCCAUACCCAGAUCCAACAAGGCAACCCUCUGGGGUGACAGUGGGGGGUCUUGUGGGGAUAAUAGUGUGCACUGCCUUUUUUAUUGUGUUGUUGGUUUUUCUGGCUCAUCACUUCCUCAGCGGCAGAGGGAAGAUGGAGAGCGCCGGGGCGCUCAAAGCUCCGGAGGACGAAGCUUACGAUUUACAGCAAGUGACGAGUGACACUAAAGAGAAACCGCCUCAGAGAGACAUCUAAAGCACGACAUGUGAAUGUACAGGUCAAACCCCGAAAACAUAUCUACAAAGACAGUUUUGGAUAGGUUUUGAAGGGUGUAGAUUUCACAGCUAAACAAUGAGGACAGGGAUGUGGUGCUGCCAUAGGAGAUAAGGUUACUAUAAACUCACAAAACAACAUUAUAUUAUAAAAAUAUUAAAGUUUUCUUCGUGGAAGGAUAUUCACUGCUUUGGAAGACUGCUUUUAUCUACCAUUCAACUCACAUACAACAGAUGCAAUGUAAUAAAAAAAUGACUGAUGAGAA